This is a messenger RNA of Monopterus albus (swamp eel), 1191 nucleotides long. RefSeq names its product glyoxalase domain containing 4 (gene glod4). The record is from RefSeq and is a predicted model, not a curated record. The transcript is spliced from 9 exons. The coding region runs from base 57 to 953 and encodes 298 amino acids. Lineage: Eukaryota; Metazoa; Chordata; Actinopteri; Synbranchiformes; Synbranchidae.
AUCGAACACCCAGGAAGCUUAAUCGCGCCCCUCCACGUCGAGUUAUAGACGCCAUCAUGGCUUUGAGGCGAGCUCUACAUUUUGUUUUCAAAGUUGGUGACAGGGCCAAAACAGCCACAUUUUACCGGGAUGUUUUGGGCAUGAAGGUUUUACGCCACGAAGAGUUUGAGGAAGGCUGCAAAGCAGCAUGCAAUGGUCCCUACGAUGGAAAAUGGAGCAAGACAAUGGUCGGCUUUGGUCCAGAAGAUGACCAUUUUGUGGCUGAACUGACAUAUAAUUAUGGUGUGGGAGGGUAUCAACUCGGCAACGACUUCUUGGGGCUCACUCUGCAGUCGAGCCAAGCUGUCAGCAACGCUAAACGUCUGGGGUGGCCCCUCACUGAGGUAGGAGAGGCUCUAUAUCUGACCCAAGCCCCAGGAGGGUAUCCUUUCUACCUGGUGGACAAAGAGCAGCCUCCCACUGACCCUGUUCAGAAGGUUUGUCUUGCUGUAUCAGACCUCCAGAAAUCAACCCACUACUGGUCUACACUCUUAGGAAUGAAGGUGAUGGACAGGAAUGAGGAAAAGAAAACAGUGCUGAUGGGAUUCUCAGACACACAAUGCAAACUGGAGCUCCUUGAUAUUGGUGGGCCAGUAAAUCAUGGAACAGCCUUUGGGAGAAUUGCAUUUUCGUGCCCACGGGAGCAACUGCCUGACCUCGAAGCCUUGAUGAAAAAAGAAAAUCAGAAAGUUCUCACUCCAUUAGUCAGCCUGGACACUCCUGGAAAGGCCACAGUAGAAGUGGUUAUUUUGGCUGACCCAGAUGGCCAUGAGAUAUGCUUUGUGGGAGAUGAGGCUUUCAGGCAGCUGUCUGUUGUGGAGCCCAAAGGAGAUGACUUACUCAAUAAGGCUAUGUCCGAUGAUAAAAGCGAUGAGUGGUUUGCCAAGCACAACAGGCAGAAAGCUGCUGCGUGAGAUGGAGAAUGUUGAAAACUGUGCACCAUCAGUUUCUCACCAGUUCAGAUGAUGAUGAUGAGAUGAUGCACAUCUUUAGUGUAAAUGUUUUUGUAAUAUAUCCUUCAGCUGGCAGUGUGAGAUUUACUAACCCCUGGAAGCAUGCCAUGUAUUGCAGUUGCAUUGACAGCACUUUGUAAAAGGACCACUUAUUUGAUUUGAUGGAUGGUUUUUGAAUAAACAUGAUUUCUAUAAAGCA